Stylophora pistillata is the source of this 5658-nucleotide messenger RNA. Its product is annotated as centrosomal protein of 135 kDa. NCBI's taxonomy places the organism in Eukaryota, Metazoa, Cnidaria, Anthozoa, Scleractinia, Pocilloporidae. The record is from RefSeq and is a predicted model, not a curated record.
AAUUUACUUCAUGUGAGAUGAAAAAAGCGAAAUAAUCAGGCAAAUCAUUUUUUUAGAGGCUUUAUUUUGUAAAGAACUCAUGAGAAAAAUAAAAUUCAGAUAUAAUGAUAUAUUUUAUUGAUGGUUAAAAUGAAAGUGUUUAACUUCACUCCUUUAACGCAGCACUCAGCUUUUGAGAAUUUUGAUAAGUCAGCUUUAAGGUUAUUUUUGGGCCGAUUACUUCUUUUCAGUUGAGACUUCUUUCCAUGCACCGUGAAAGUUUGAAUAGAUAUUGUAGUUUAUUUAUCAUGCAUAUGUUUAUAACUUUCCUAUAGCAUGUUCGAAUAAUUUUUCAUCAAUUUGUUUUCGAUUUGCCUUUUUUGUCGAUCCGUUUUAUCUGUACAUGUUUACCAACGAAGAUCUUGGUUAAUUAGCUUUGAUGAAGGAAUGAAUUCUCCCCAGGCCAAAUACAAACAGAGGCAAAUUUGAAUGACACGCAUGCUCUAUAGUGCGGUUGUUAGGACGCUGUCGUUAAACCCGCGAGUCAAUUAUCACUAACGGUUUUCCUCUGAAUAUGACAUUUUUACGCAAAUUUCCUUGACUUCGGCCGAAAAAUGGAAAAAGCUGAAUAGAACAGUCAUUAUAGUCUUCGGAAAUGACGGAAAGAAAGUUUACCACGCUUAGAAAGCGUCUGGAUCAGCUUGGCUACAGGCAAGCUUUGGGGAUUGAAUCUGUUCCUUUAGUGGAGAAGUUGUUUAGCGAUCUUGUUCAUACGACAGAAAGCUUAAAAAAUGUUAAACUUCAACUGGGAAAGCAGGAGAAGGAAAGAACAGUUUACGAAGAUAACGUGGAGCCAUAUAGAAGUGAUAAUGCAAAACUGGUUAAAGAAAACAAUGAACUUCAUCUGCAGCUCAUAAAACUACGAGAGGAAACUGAUCAGGUUAUUAGAGAUCUGAAAACCAGCGUACGAAAGUUAGAACAUGAAAAUGCGGACCUGAAAUUUUUAAAUACACAAUAUGUGCAUAAAGUGAAGGCUUUGGAAAAGGAAAACAAGUCGAAAACUGAAAGGAUACAGGACUUACAAGAGAAAAAUUUGCAUGCAGUUGUUGAAACUCCAGGCGGACGAAGGAAACAGAUACCGCUUCGUCGUCAACGUAUGGAUAUUGAAAGCAUGGUUUCUCCUGCUCGUGAUCUGAACGACAAGGCAGACGAUGUACACGAUCCGUAUGUAGCAGACUUGUUAAACGUGGCUGACACAAGAAUAGAAGAGCUACAAGUUCAAGUGUCUCAACUUCAGGACGAAAAAUCGAGCACGGAGAGACGAAACAAGAGUCUUCGAAAACAGGUGGAGUCUCGUGAUAAAGAAAUUGAGAGGUUAAACCGGCUGCUAGACGGUGGGCGGCCUGUUGAUGCAGUCCUUAGAGAGGGUAAAAAAGACAGCAGUGAAAGAGUUGUUGCUCAUCUUAAUGUUCAGGUGGAUUAUCUGCAGCAGGCCAAUCAUGACUUAGAAAAGCAAUUAAAAGAUACAGUCGACCAGAAAGUUGAGGCGACCAGGCGAGCCAAUGAGCUUGAAGCAACAAAUGCCGAUCUUCUUCUGGAACUCAAAGAUCUCAACAGACUCUCCAGACAAGUUGAGCAGGAUAAAGAGAGAGAUGUCAUAGCUAUGCAAUCAGAGUUGUCAGAUACAAAGGCUGUUCUCAACGACCUUCAACAUCAAGAAGGUGCUCAUAGAACAGAAAUGCAAGAGCUCAGAAAGGAACGUCAGCGCUUGAUGGAAGAAAACGAGCGCCUGGCUGUGCUUGUGGAAAACGCUGAACAAGAUGUGCGUCAUGUCACAGACUUACUGGAUAAAUCUGACAAGGAGAGGAAACGUCUGUCAGACAGAAACGCCCAGCUUACCAUCAAUGAGCGGGAGCUUGUCAUGGAUCUAGAGAGACUUAAGUUAACCAAGUCUGUGAAGCCUAAGAAAAGUCGAGACAAGUCUCCAUCUAAGAUAGAAUCGCUGGUUAAAACGCUAGAAAAGGAGAGAGAUUACUACAAAGGUGAAUGUGAAACACUUCAAGGAAUGAUGAGGAAACGAUUAUCCGCAUCGCCAUCGUCAAACCGCAAAGGAAGCAAGGGCAAAGGAAAGACGCUAGGACAUUUAGAAAGCAUGACACUGCUUUUGCAGGAGGAAAGAGACUUUUACAAACGAGAAUGUGAACUUCUCAGAAAUAUGAAGGAGAAGAGCGUGUUAAUGUCACCUCCGACAAGAGAAAGGGUAUCACGUGACAGUCCCAGUGAAUUGAACCGUUUGAGGAGAGAAAGAGAUGAACUCCAGUCGUUAGUAGAAAAAUUCGAAAAACAUCUUACAGAGAUUCAAGAGAAUGUGAAGACAUUGACGCAAGACAGGGAUAAUAUUCAACUACUUUACGAGCAGGCCACGGACGAAAUCCAAAGACUGCGACGUCAGGUGUCUCAUGCCCGCUCCCCUUCACCCUCUCGUGCAGCCUCGGCUGUUUUGUUACGAGUGGAGUCUGAGAGAGAUGCUGCACUCGCUGAUGUUCGACGCAUCAAUACUCAACUUGACAAUCUUGAGGACAAACUUAAGGCAUCUCACGAAAGCAGUCUUCAAGAAAGACGACGUUAUGAAGAUAAAAUAGAGCGAUUGGAGUCCAUGUUGGAAAAGGUUGAGGCAGACAGGAACGAGCUGCACGCUCGAGUGACGUCACUAAGAAACAUGGUGGCCAAUCUCGAGGACCAAUUGAAACAGUCCUCGGCUCAGCUCUCCAUGGCAAAGGACUCGGCCCUGGAACUUGAAUCCGAGGUCAACAAGGUACAACUAAGCGCUGACCAAGCUAAUCGCACAGCGGAAGACAUGGAAAGGAGGCUGAGUAGGAAAGCUGGGGAGUUACAAGCAUCUGAAGAGAAAUGUGCGCAGCUGGAGCGUAGAUUAGAGGAAAAUGAGAAGAGAAACGAAGAGCAGAGUUUUGAAACUGCUGAGAUAAAAGCCAGUCUGAAAUCAUUGGAUCGAGAGAGAGAUGACCUACAACAACAGGUGGACGAGAAAACGGAAGAGAUCAUGCAAAUGGAAGCAAAGAAAAUACAACUGGAGAAAGCUGAGAGCGAGUUGAAGAUGAAUAUGGAAGAUGUUGAGGCGCAAUUGAGUCACGCGUUAGAACAAAGCGGCCUCAAGGAUAGAGAAAUAAAGAGCCUACGGCGCCAGUUAGAUUCCAGAGACGACGAACUAGCUGAAAUGACGAGAGGGAGGGAAGUAGCUUUGAAAGAGAACAGGCGACUACAGACAGAUCUCAACACCAUGACUGAAGAACAUCAGUCUAUCCAUCAACAACUUCAGGAUGCUUUAGAAGAACAAGAGAGUUUGAAGGUACAAAUAGCUGAAUAUGCCAGACAAGUGGCUCGAGUGGAAGAACUUCUGGCACAAAAGGAACAAGAAAAAGAAGAGCUUCUAGAACAGUAUCGAGUUCUGUCUGGUGAAACGGAGAGACUUGUCUCUGAGUCUAAGGCCUCUGCAGGACAAGUUAAUAACUAUCACAUGGAACUAAUUCAGAAAGAACGAGCAGAGAUGGAACUCAGCGAUAAAAUAAGAAGGCUUGAGAGUGAAAUACAACAGUAUGGAGCUUCCCAUCAAGCCUACGAUAUUCAAGUGUCCAGUCUCACUCGGUCAUUGGCGCAGAUGGAGGAGCAGCUCAGACUGGCUAAUGAAGACAGGGAGAAUAUGAUGCAAGAUCUUUCAGCGGUCAGGGAACUUUGCAUGAAACUAGACCAGACACGCGAAUCUCUCUCCAGGCAACUGGCUGCAAAAUCUUUAGAUCAUGAUCAGAUGCGUGAACUACUUGAAGACGCCAAGAUGGAAACAGACGCACUACGCAAAAAGGUGUUCUCAGAGAAAGAGACUGUGAGAAGUUUAGAAGGAGUGCUAGCAAAGCAAAGAGAAAAGGAGUUUGUGGGAAAGAAGUCUUUAGAAACAACUUUGGAAGAAGUGGAUAGAUUAAAAGACAGACUGGCCAAAACAGACGAGGAUAGAUCUUAUCAACGUCAAGAGGUCAACACAUUACGUAAAGCAUCUGAAAGACUUGAAGACGAAGUAGCCAAGUUGAAAAAGAAACUAGCCAACGAGAAAUUUGAAAGCAGGGAAAGGUUACUACAAGAGACGAGCAGAAAAGAACGAGAUAUUACAGGGUCAGCGUCCAGGGAGUCACUAACAGGCCGUUACUCUCGCAACACGGAGCAAAGGUUGCAUACUUCGUUUAGCAGUGGAGAAUUUGCAAGACUAAAGCCCAAAGACAUGUCUUCACCACUUGCCUCUGAUCACAGUGACACAGGCAGACGACUGAUAUCACCCAUUCGUAGGCGAAGUGUUGACGAUGACUUUUCAGAUGCAAGCUAACAAGAAUUAAAUAAAACUUAGUCAAAGGAGGGAACCGAUCCGUUUCCAAGGGAGAGAAUUUAGAAUACACAAAUGUCUCAGAGAUAUUUCACACGGGAUCACACUUUCGUUACUAACCCCAUUAACUAAAGAAUCGACGUACUUUUUCUAUGUUCGUGUACCCUUUUUAAGUACUUUAUUAUGUUUUAUAGUGUAUAUAAGAUUUUAUCAAUGGUAUAACCAUACGUAUCAGAAAUUCACGUCAAGAGUAUUAAAGGCAAUGCGCUUCGAAUAUUAUUUCUAUUCAGGAAAUGUGACAAGAAAAAACCUGUUGAGAAAGGCGGCCGCCCCGGGUGAACUCACCACAGUCUCGACAGGCUCAAAAGAAAAGAUGCGAUCGCUUCUCAGGUUGAUUCAUUGUUUCGCUCUGAGCACAAAAAUGGGAUUAUUGUUUGCAAUUGAUUUUCGUUGCUAUGUGGAAAUUUAAAAUGGAAAAAUUAGUCUGGAAGUUAAAUUGAUCGCUUUACUUUCGCAGCCUACCACUAGCUACAACAGAGCCUCGGGUCUUACGGUCGCGCAGGAUAUUUUUUUAGAGUCGAAAAUGAGCAUAAUCUUCGUCCGCACAGCGCACGCCCAACCUAUUGCUCUCGCUCGUUCCCAGUCGUCCAUAAAUUGUGGGCGGCCCACGCGGACGGCGUUGAUGCGCGAGGUAUGACAGGUUGGGAGAAGGCUUCCCAUCAAUCCUUUCUCAUUUAGGAUCCCCCUUUUUGUCGGGCUCGUUUUGAUUUCUAACGGAGCCUAGUCAACUGAAAAUUCGAAAUAGUUUGAUUGUUUCUCAAACACGAAACGGCCACAAGCGGUCCAUCUAAAACUAGAAGACGGUGUCCAGCCUUUCUUACCAAAAUGCAAGACUAUAGGAAGUUGUCAAAUGCAUUUGAUUACAAUCCACCAUGAGAAAAUUGUUAGACUGAUAUGAUGAAUAUUUGUAAUUGAAUACAGUGUUUCACGAGUGUUAGGAAAUUAUUUUAUACAUUGUAUUACACUGGGAGAAAUAAAGUAAGAACCCUGUUUAGAAAAUUCGUAGGUUUUUCAUUUAUCUAUUAUAAUGGAAAUGUCAGUGUUCAGUAUUUCUGUUUAUUUUUUGGCGUUAAUCAAUGGAGUUUCAGCACAAUUUCAACAGUUCAAUUAGAGGAGGCAAUGGGACGAUCCAGAGUUAUUUAUAGAAGGUCCCUUGUACAGGAGUCAAUUUUCAGAGACAUUCUCAUGAAGACUAAUAUCGACUUAUUAUUAUCCAACUACACUCCGUAAAG